AUGGGGUCAAGGGGUCGCCAGCAGAGGCUUGUUGACGGGAGCGAGCUGCCCGUUAGAGAUAAUACCGGCAGCUCUAGCGUCCCACCUGAACCAUCACCUAAACCAUCACCGGUGAACGAGUCAAGUCAAGCAGUGAAACCUCAACAAAGCCGCAGUGUAAUUCCGCACGGGCCGAAGCCUAAUAUCGACCCUAUAACGCUGCGAUUAAUGCAUCAUUUCCACCACCACGUCUCCGGCAAACUUGCCUGGGUGGACGGUCCAACGAACCCAUGGCGGCAGGUGAUUAUACCUCUCGCCUGGUCUUCAGCAACAGUCCUCAGCUCCGUAUUGUCCCUAUCAUCCGAGGACCUCGCCGCCAAAUUCCCGCAAGAUCAUCCUCGCCGCCACCAAUUGCAAAGACUCUCACUGCGUCUCCGGAGCGAGGCCUUGAGAUCAUUAGCAAGUCAAAUCUCCCAAAUGAGACAACAAAACCCUUCAACGAGCAUUAAACCAAUCCAAACUCAAUCCGCACUCGCUUCCACCCUCAUCCUAUAUAACGUGGAAUUACUCGGCGCUCAAUCUGGUCAAUGGCGAGUUCAUCUCCAAGGCGCAAGAACAAUCCUCCAAUGGAAGGAACAAUCUUUCCCGCGCGCGGCUUUGUCCGAUGAAAUCGACUCAUUUCUUUUAUACGAACAAUACUUUGCCAGCGUUUUCGCCGGACUCACCAGUUUUGACACACCGCACGAGGCAGAAAAAGACAUCCAACACAUUGACGACACAGCCGUUCUGAGCGAUUUCAUAAACAUCAUGAAUCGAUUAACGCGCAUCGAAAGACUUCAAUACAACCAAAAAUACAAUGUCGAUCCGGCUCUCCUCGAAACAUUAAUUCAAGAACUGGAUGAAGCGAAAAUUCGAAUGGUCCGAUUAAGCGAGAUCUUCCAAUUCCAGACCGAAGACGCAAAACAAAGUUUCCUACAUCUUGUCAAUAUCUUCCAUGAUGCCAGUUUGAUAUACAUGUAUCAAGUAUUGACGGAUGAUCCGGCAGUAAAGGAGGGGCUUCAAUUGUUAAGAGAUGCAAUUCUGGGCCAUUCACAUUCCCUUUCUCAGAGCGGUUCUUUUGCGAAUGAUCUUGUAUGGCCUCUUUUCAUUGCGGGGACGGAGUGUCGAGGGGAUUGGGAGAAACAGGAAAUAGUCGUGAGGGAGCUUGAAGUUGUGAUGAGGGUCAGUUGGAACUUGGAUCGACGGAAGGUUCUGUCCUUCUUAAGAGAGUUCUGGGCCUUGGAAAGGGAAGGUACGGUGACUUGGAUACAAUUUAUGCGGGAGAAAGCGCCUGGUUCGACUAUCAUGAUUCUGUAA
Messenger RNA from Penicillium maclennaniae, 1335 nucleotides. RefSeq lists its product as uncharacterized. Bases 1 to 1335 code for a protein of 444 amino acids. Gene Ontology annotation, cellular component: nucleus. Gene Ontology annotation, biological process: positive regulation of transcription by RNA polymerase II. The transcript has a single exon. The record is from RefSeq and is a predicted model, not a curated record. Lineage: Eukaryota; Fungi; Ascomycota; Eurotiomycetes; Eurotiales; Aspergillaceae. Gene Ontology annotation, molecular function: DNA-binding transcription factor activity; transcription cis-regulatory region binding.